CAGAACAAAUUAAAUAAUAAUGUACAUCCGUGUAUGAUUUGUAAUACAUAGUUACUGGAUAUAGCAGUGGCUUUUAAUAUUGUUUACAGAUAUACAUUUAUAAAUGCAUGCAAAAUUUAAGGUGCUUUUCAUAAUACAAUCAGAUUGUUGAUCAGAUUUGAUUAAUUCGAAGGCGGAAUGCAAUAUUCGAACUAAAUUAAAAACGUGCCAAUUGUCAAAUACUCAAGGUUAAAUUAAGUAGUUAAUAAAGCUCGAGCUAUCAAAAUGUAUGGAUUAUCUGCAUCAGCGCUUGAUGUUAAUAAUCAACGCUAUCGCAUUCGUGAUAUUGAUAACGAGGAAAUCAUGUCAACGUUUGGAAACAUUGGGCAUUCUUUAAGUACUGCCGUUGAGAGAUUUAUAACAAUUGGCGAAAUAAUAGCAGAGGAAAACUCUGAUAUAAAAGCUGAUAUGUACGAGGCUGCAAAGGAGGCAAGAGAUGCGGGCAAAUCGAUUGAACAUUUAUGCGACCUGUCGCCUUUAAGUGGAAUGGAGCUUCGUCAUCAUAUCGAGCCCUUAAAGGAUUAUGGGGCAAUCGUAUUGGCAGCACGAUCAUUGCUCUCGUCUAUAACCAGGAUUCUACUGCUGGUGGAUAUCAUAGUUGUCAAGAAACUAUUGACUGCUAAGAAACGGGCAUCGGAAAGUCUAGAAAAAUUAGAGUCUGUGAUGAAUUUCACCGAGUUUGUGCGUGCGUUUUCCAUAUUUGGAACGGAAAUGAUUGAGUUGGCCUACCUCACGGGACAUCAUCGGAACUCGUUCAAGGAGGAGCGUCGACGAGCACAAAUGUUUUCGGCUCGUCAGAUUUUGGAGAAGUCCAUAUCAAUUCUAUUGACAUCAUCGAAAAGCAGUUUGAUACACAGUGAUUGUGUAAUUGUGAAAGAGAAUCGGGACACGGUAUUUUGUCAAAUCCGCCGGGCAAUGGAUCUUAUACAUUUCGUGAUCAAGGACAGCAUAUUUGAUUCAGCCAAACAUAUGGCGUUUCGCAAUGCGCGCUGCAAUUCGAAUUAUGAGAACGAAAGCAUAUACACAACAAUCAAGCGAAUUGUCAAUCUGAUCAAGAGAUAUAAGCUGCAGACCAGUCAAUACGAUUGCAAUAGCAAUAAUGAGGGCAACAACGAUUCUGAUCCCGCCUUCUACUCCUUAUUUAACGACGAGCAUUGGCAAAGUGAUAUUUACCACAAAGACAAGAAUCUAGCGCCUCUGAUUAAGAAUACUAAUGCGAAGAAGAAUUUAACGUACGAAAGUUUGGAUCUACGAGACGAAUUAUCCAUGGCGUUCGAUAAGCUCUUUGAGAAGGCGCACGACUUCACCGACUCCCCAUAUAUUAGUCACGAGCAUCGAAAAAACAUACUGACCUACUGUGACAACUGCAAGCUGGAGUUUGACAUGUAUCUGAACCACCUGAUCAAGGACCAGCAUGACAAUAUGGGUGCUCGUGUGCAGGUGCAGGGCAGGCAGGAACCGGAAAUGAGUAUGCUGAGCAGUCUGGAAGAACUUUGCAAGCAACUGGUCAUCUCUGUGUCCAGCCAAAUACCCGACUUUAAUGAAUCGCUUAAACUAUGCACGAAAAUUGUCAAAUCAUUUCAUAUGUUGGCCGUAACGCACGAUCUGGAGAAUCUAAAUCAGUGUUCGACCAAAUUCCACGAUUGCUGUGAUCACAUUUUUGAUAUUUGCAAACUUUUGCAGCAUAUUGCACCCACGGAAAGACUUCAGGUACAUGCCAAGUGUUUGGCCAUCAAUUUGAGAAUCUAUGGACCGCAAGUAUUUAUUGCCGCCAAAAUCUUGUGGAAAUAUACGAAUAGCAGCGCAGCAAAUGAGAACUUUGAAUCGUUUUUGGACAUGUGGAAAUGGUUAAUUAAUGAGAUCUCAAUGAUUUCCAAGAAAAUCCUUGUUACAGUCGACACAUCCAAAACAGAGCUUGAUUCUCAAAUAGAGAAAUGUGAAACUACAAUAAAAUCAGCAAAACCAUAUGUACCUGCCAAUGAAGAAGGGGAAAUGGUGGAGUACUCAGGUCUAGAUAGUAAAACUAAUGGAGAUCCAGGUACUUUUCAAUCGAAAUGGGCGGACGAUGUGUCCGACGACAACGAUAUUUUAAAACGAGCCAAAAAUAUGUCUGCAAUGGCUUUUCUCAUGUAUCAAUUUACAAAGGGAAGCGGUUCUCUAAGAACCACUCAAGAUUUGUUUACUCAGGCCGAAUAUUUUGCUGAAGAAGCCAAUCGACUUUACAAAGUUCUUCGGCAUUUUUCAUACCAGGUGCCAGCAAGUGAUAACAAGAAGGAUCUUUUAGGUAUUUUAGAUAGAGUGCCGACUUUUGUCCAAGCACUUCAAUUUACAGUAAAAGAUCAUACAGUGGGCAAGGCUGCCACUUUCGUUAAGGUUGAUCAUGUCAUAAGAGAAACAAAGAAUCUAAUGAAUGUUAUUAACAAAGUUGUAUCGAAAUGUUUUGAGUGCGCAAACAAGUACAAAUUAAAUUUAACUGGGAUAACUGGAGGACUUACGUCCGGUUCGGUGCGUGGAGAUGAUAAUGUAUCUGGCGGUAUGGGUGACUCCAAAGGAACAACGAGCAGCAGCGAGGGGAGCAUGUGACAUUAUGGAAUGGCUCGAAGAGCCAAAGGAGAUGCAAGGCGGACUCGUGUAUCAUUUUUAUUAUUCUGAGCUUUCGGCGAUUAUUCAAAUUUGUUCAUCUUUCUGUAUAUGUAUAUUCUAUGUUUAUCUACAAAAAUAAUACUCUUGUAAUUCUGCCUGUUGUGUCCAAAUUGAAAGUUUUGAUAGAUUGUAUAAUCUUGUGACAUAUAUGUGUACUCGGAUGUAAAUUACAUCACAUUACUUGCAUAUACAUUCUGGUCAAUCAUCUUUAACAAUGAUAUUCACUAUUACUUAAGCUAUGUGUCUUUAGGUCAUCGAAUAUAAUAACUAGUCGUUUGUGCUAUUAUUGUUCUAGUAAAAAGUAAAACGGUAGCCAAUGGUCAAGAAAAUUAACAAAUAAUAAAUGAUCUAAUUGAAUAAAAUGCAUAUCGUAUUAACAA
This is a messenger RNA of Drosophila nasuta, 3062 nucleotides long. It is a transcript of the gene alpha-Catr, whose product is annotated as alpha-catenin related. Gene Ontology annotation, biological process: cell adhesion; Rho protein signal transduction. Lineage: Eukaryota; Metazoa; Arthropoda; Insecta; Diptera; Drosophilidae. Bases 265 to 2622 code for a protein of 785 amino acids. The record is from RefSeq and is a predicted model, not a curated record. Gene Ontology annotation, molecular function: actin filament binding. The transcript is spliced from 7 exons.